This is a messenger RNA of Amoebophrya sp. A25, 1003 nucleotides long. NCBI's taxonomy places the organism in Eukaryota, Dinophyceae, Syndiniales, Amoebophryaceae. The record is from the annotation of a GenBank genome assembly.
AUUCAUCAUCCCUGAUGCUUCUGGGCAGGAAAGUGGGCAACAAUUGUAACAAGAGUCCGACUUUUCACGUACGGCACAUCCAGCCACGUGAUAUUGAGGCCAACUUGGAUCGUGCUGCGGCAAUGAGGACGUUGGCGAGCUUUCGGUACGACUACUAUUUCUAAGUCGUGUUUCUUGACGUAACAAUUGCCCUUCUUGGACUGCAUCAGAGUGGGCAAUAUGACCUAUUAGGAGUUGUUCGAUGAAAGUCUUCGACGUAGAAGGAAUCUUCUCCACCGUUUAUUCUGUGUUAUUUCUCAAACAGUCACAAAAUAAAAUAUACCACAUUUCAAUCUACAAAACUAAAAUGAGCCGCAUACCAAUUAAAUCUAUUCUGCCGCGCGACUGCUGGGUACACUACUACUGCUAGUACAACAAAUUAUCUAGUAACCACAUCUACAACGAACUCUACAGCUUGGAGUCCUCCAUGGAAUGGGAGUUGUUGGAUGUGCAACCACGCAAAUUUGAAGCUUACACGCGCAAAGCUCAGCUACGUCGUGUUGUGCACAUCGAAAAACGUUUCUGCGAGAAACAGAAAGCUGGUCAAAGGCACACAGAAAAGGAAAAACGCGCAGCAUUGGCUCAAGCUGUUGAGAGCGCACACCGUUUGUACGAACGUGCGAAGAGACAAGCGAAAGGAUUGCCGGAAGGUACUUUUUUUGGUUUAGGCUAUUAUCAAAGUACCGGGUUAGGAAAGGGUUGCUGGGAUUGAGCUAAUAUUUUUGAAAGCUUCAUCUGGAUCUAAUGGUAGUAGUAGCUGCGUCUGCGGCAAUUGUCGUUAUGUUUAGGCUAUUAUACACAGAUGCUCAUGUUGUUGUCUUCAAUGAAGAUCAGGUUCAAUUUUUUCGAGAAAAAAAUUAUUCUAAGAUCCGAUAAAUUUGGUGAAAGUAGGUGAUGCACACCAAGAGCAAAUGAGCUGUGUUGAACAUGAACUACUACUACAUCCUUGUCUCAGGAAAAACAG